Messenger RNA from Cladophialophora yegresii CBS 114405, 1251 nucleotides. RefSeq lists its product as uncharacterized. The transcript has 4 exons. The record is from RefSeq and is a predicted model, not a curated record. Bases 1 to 1251 code for a protein of 416 amino acids. NCBI's taxonomy places the organism in Eukaryota, Fungi, Ascomycota, Eurotiomycetes, Chaetothyriales, Herpotrichiellaceae.
AUGGCGCCGUCAAGACUCUUGGGUGAGCUCAAUGAUUCACUUGGCCCUCGAGGAUCGUUUGUGAUUGGCGCCGAGACCUCGUCAUCUGCGGACCUGGACCUGGUACACGACAAUGCUUUGCCUAGUACUCAAGAUCUCGCACUCGGAGAUGGAUGUUACCAAUCAUUUGACUUUAAUCUACAAGAAUCUGCGUUUAACGACAAUUUCACGGUCGACGGAAUGUAUGCACCGGAUUCUGACGCCCUUGUCCAAGAUCACAGCCUGGUAGAUGUUUCCGUGGCUCCAUACGCCAAGUCACACCCGCGGCUGAAGGAUUGGUGCGACUGGUCCAGCCACGGGCUGUCUCUCGCUGUGGUGACUGAAAGGUUCCCCACCCUGCCAGAUCCGGGCGUCGGAACGGUGGCAGGUCUUUGGACCGAGCGAGCUCAGGCCCAGAGUAGCGCAGACCUCAUAGUCCAGUCACUAAGGGCAUUUCCUACCAUGAUGCUACGCAGGGAGACGUUCCCCUGGUUCAUCCAUCCCCAGUCACAGCUCAUGUCGAAAGCAGGAAGUGGUGCUACCGCUUUGCCUGACGCGAUUUCAACUUGCAUGGGAAUUGCCCAGAUAUUUACAGCGAGGACACCAGAAACCAAACCCUUUCUGUGGCGCAUUAUAAGGGGCGAGUAUCGCCGUUUGGUCAAUGAGAUGCACGACAUGUCCAAAUAUGAUGUUCUUCUGGCUACGCAAGCCUGCAUGAUCUAUUUAGUUAUGUGCAUCAUUGAUCAUUCGUCCGAGAAUGAAGAGCAUGGUCAAGAGCUACUGCGGGCCUUAUAUGACCUCUGCAUGCACUUCAAAGAACUGGCAGGCGGAAAAGGAGCCGGUAAUGGCAGUCAAAGUGAGCUUUCAAGCCCAAGCCGCACCUGGGAAGAUUGGAUAUUUGCCGAAUCUCGACGGAGGCUCUCUAGCCUGUGGCUGCUCGUUGGCUGCGUCGUCUGCGUCAAGACAGGAGUUGAUUGCGAUCCGACCAGCAGCUACCGGGGUAUUCCGCUUCCUGGGCCAAAGUCCCUCUGGGAAGCGCCGACGCAAUCUGCCUGGGAAGUCGAGUAUGAGGCAAGCCGCAUGCUGCACGCUAAAGGGCCCGUAACGCUCGGUGACCUCGUCGAUAUGCAACGAUCACCAUACACGCCUUUCAACUCUGGAAAACUGGACGUUUGGAAUGCAAGAAUCGACAAUCUUGGUUCUCUAUUGAAUCUGGUCCACACCAUGAUAUGA